GCCGCCGCCGCUGCUCCCGCUCCGCGCACAAUGGCGACUCCCAGCCCCAGCGGCGGCUCCGGGGGGAGCGGGAGCGGGCCCGGCCCGGGCGCCGCCGGCAGCAGCAGCAGCAGCAGCAUGCAGGGUAAACGCAAAGCGCUGAAGUUAAAUUUUGCAAAUCCACCUUUCAAGUCCACAGCAAGAUUUACUCUAAAUACUUCUGGAGUUCCUUUCCAAAAUCCACACAUAGAGAGACUGAGAACACACAGCAUUGAAUCAUCAGGAAAAUUGAAGAUUUCCCCUGAGCAACAUUGGGAUUUUACAGCAGAGGACUUGAAAGACCUUGGAGAAAUUGGACGAGGCGCUUAUGGUUCUGUCAACAAAAUGGUCCACAAACCAAGUGGGCAAAUUAUGGCAGUUAAAAGAAUUCGGUCGACAGUGGAUGAGAAGGAGCAGAAGCAGCUUCUGAUGGACCUUGAUGUGGUGAUGAGAAGCAGUGACUGCCCCUACAUUGUUCAGUUUUAUGGCGCACUCUUCAGAGAGGGUGACUGUUGGAUCUGUAUGGAGCUCAUGUCUACCUCGUUUGAUAAGUUUUACAAAUAUGUAUAUAGUGUAUUAGAUGAUGUUAUUCCAGAAGAAAUCUUAGGCAAAAUCACUUUAGCUACUGUGAAAGCACUAAACCACUUAAAAGAAAACUUGAAAAUCAUUCACAGAGACAUCAAACCUUCCAAUAUUCUUCUGGACAGAAAUGGGAAUAUUAAACUCUGUGACUUUGGCAUUAGCGGACAGCUCGUGGACUCCAUUGCCAAAACGCGGGAUGCAGGGUGCCGGCCGUACAUGGCGCCGGAGCGGAUAGAUCCCAGCGCCUCGCGGCAAGGCUACGACGUGCGCUCCGACGUCUGGAGCUUGGGCAUCACACUGUACGAGCUGGCCACGGGGCGAUUCCCCUACCCCAAGUGGAACAGUGUGUUUGACCAGUUGACACAAGUAGUGAAAGGAGACCCACCACAGCUGAGUAACUCAGAGGAAAGGGAGUUUUCCCCAAGCUUCAUCAACUUCGUCAACUUGUGCCUUACAAAGGACGAGUCCAAAAGGCCAAAGUACAAAGAGCUUCUGAAACAUCCCUUCAUCCUGAUGUAUGAGGAACGCACAGUGGAUGUUGCAUGCUAUGUUUGUAAAAUCCUGGAUCAAAUGCCAGCAACUCCCAGCUCUCCAAUGUACGUGGAUUGAUACUGCUGCUACAUCAAACUCUAGAAAAAGGGCUGAGAGAAAACAAGCUGUAAAGAAUUUUCAUCACAUAUUGCAGUGUUUUUAAUGCUCGCCCAGACACCAUGUGCAAUAAUAUUGGUGUUAUUUCCAUCCUGUCUGUAUACUGUUGUCACAUAUAAAGUGCAUCCCUGUAAUACCUGAUCACACAGUGUUAGUGUUGGUCACAGAGAGACCUCAUCUUGCUCUUUUGUGGACAUAUUCAUGAAAUGUGGAAAUAAGUACAUAUAUUUGUUGACUGUGAUUGGAUAGCACCUAAAAUUCAUUUCUAGACUCAAAACUUGGAGACUCCUCAGCAGCUACUGGAAAGAUUUUUCUCUCAAACUCUUCCGAUUGUUGUUUCAAGUAAUAAUAAAAAGCAAACAAACAAAAGUUAGGCGUUGUCUGUCUGAACAUUAAGAGACUUUGCCUGGAGGGAGAAGAACUUGCUUAACCAACGAGAUGCUUUGCCUUCUGGAGCUGGAAAGGCAAAGGAGAAUUUUAUUCUUCACAAAGUGCAAUAGAUUUACUGCUAUGAAAUUCUGUUGCUUUACAGUCGCAGUGUACUUUCUGGGGACAGUGUGCUCAGCUGAACUUCCUGUUAAAGAGAGAUCAUGUUAAAUAUAGUGAAUAUGUCUUUACCAAAAAUAUGUUGCGUUGAAAGAGGCUAACAUUAAACUAUUGAGAUGGGACAUAAUGUAUUCUUCCUCCUUUUACCAAGCCAGCCACUCUUCACUCUUAACUAGGUGUCCUGUAAAUUGUUACCUGGUAAGAUAAGACCUUUGACCUGAAGAAUUAUUAAACUACUUGAUUGAAUUUAA
Messenger RNA from Melospiza georgiana, 2045 nucleotides. It is a transcript of the gene MAP2K4, whose product is annotated as mitogen-activated protein kinase kinase 4. The record is from RefSeq and is a predicted model, not a curated record. Gene Ontology annotation, molecular function: ATP binding; JUN kinase kinase activity. The transcript has 11 exons. NCBI's taxonomy places the organism in Eukaryota, Metazoa, Chordata, Aves, Passeriformes, Passerellidae. Bases 31 to 1209 code for a protein of 392 amino acids. Gene Ontology annotation, biological process: MAPK cascade; protein phosphorylation.